GCGGCGCGCCCUGGCUUGAACACCAUUUUUUGUCUUUCUUCCAUGCGCUGCUCCGACGGAGUUAGACGCACAAAGUCGCCAUGAAGACCAUCAGGGUUUUUGUCCUCCUGCUAACAUCGGCUCACGUCUUCACGCCAGUGUCAACAGAGGAAGUUGUCGAGAAGCAGCAGAUGGAGAGUCCAACGACAAUCAAAGCGACGACAAAAAGCCACCAGGCACAGACAGCGUCUACAGCUCCGACCGCGGCACCGACAAACCGUGCGCCCCCUCCGGCAGAAAUCACCCAAAAACCUGCGGAGAGCACAAAAACAAUCGCGGCGGCGGUGACGGCAGCGACUACCGCGCCGAUGUCGACGCAGCCAUAUGUGACGUCGCAAGUGGCCAGGGCGGCCGAGAAAACGGCAACAGAAGCUGCGGCAAAUAACAGCACCCAGCCGAGGACCGCCAGCUCCCAGACUGACAGAACGACCAGCCAGACUCAAGGACCGAGCCCCACCUUGGCCCCGCCGCAACCUGACAACGUGAUGCCCCGGCACGAGACGGGCCGGACCACAGAGAAAAGUCCUGGUCCUCAGGUUGGCGGCGGUGACAAAGAGGUGGCAAAAGCAGCAACAGACAAAAGACUGUGGUGGAUUGUGCUGCCCAUCCUGCUGGCGGCCUCCGCCGCCAUCAUCAUCCUCAAGUUCAAAUGCAAGAAGAUCCACGACCACACGGAGACCAUUGAUAUUGGAACUGAGAACGCGUCCUUCCAGACUCGCCCGGAAAGCACCAAAGACGGCGUCCUGCUUCUCGGCGUCAAGUCGUCAGGUGGCGAGGAGAACGCUGCAAGAUGAAAUGAAGUGGCCAGGCAUCAUGGUGGAGCGGCCUCUCGACCUCCAGUAACCUUUUCAUGUCCAACAAGCAGGAAAUGAAACGGCCCUGCGAGCUCCCGCCGACAGUAGAAUAAAAUUGUUCUCAUUGUACAAACAAAAGACUGUGCAUCACUCCUUGGGCCUUGUAUGAACUUAUUUCAGUGGCGUGUCAACAAAGGUACGCCCAGUUAGAAUCAGAUCCUUCUCUUAUUCAUUGUAUUCACCCAUGCUCAUAUCCGACGUUUAAUUUCUUGUGACAUGUUUGUUUGUUUUUGAAUGACAGUGCUCUUAUUUUGGAACCGUAUUCACGUGUUGUCAAGAAAAUGCAUUCUGCAAAUAUUUGUCGUUCAAUAUACAGUAAGGGAUUAGUUGUCUAAUAAAUCCAAAUUUGACCCUC
Hippocampus comes (tiger tail seahorse) is the source of this 1248-nucleotide messenger RNA. RefSeq names its product mucin-5AC-like. The transcript is spliced from 13 exons. Bases 81 to 833 code for a protein of 250 amino acids. NCBI's taxonomy places the organism in Eukaryota, Metazoa, Chordata, Actinopteri, Syngnathiformes, Syngnathidae. The record is from RefSeq and is a predicted model, not a curated record.